Molecule: messenger RNA, 2187 nt
Organism: Chanos chanos (milkfish)
Lineage: Eukaryota; Metazoa; Chordata; Actinopteri; Gonorynchiformes; Chanidae
Gene: elmo2
Product: engulfment and cell motility 2
Exons: 21
Coding region: 16-2187 (723 amino acids)
Biological process (GO): cell motility; actin filament organization
Source: RefSeq, a predicted model, not a curated record
UGUGAGAGAGCAGCUAUGCCUCCACCCUCAGACAUCGUCAAGGUGGCCAUCGAGUGGCCAGGGGCCAACGCCCAACUCAUUGAAAUCGAUCAGAAAAAGCCUCUCUCUUCCAUCAUAAGAGAAGUGUGCGAUGGUUGGUCUCUGUCUGGAUCAGAACAGUUUGCUCUUCGCUAUGCUGAUGGUCCUCAACUCUACAUCACUGAACAGAGCCGUGGGGAGAUCAAGAAUGGUACCAUUCUACGAUUAGCCAUUUCUCCCGCACGUGCGGCACGGCAGCUCCUGGAGAGGAUCCAGUCUCAUGGCAUCGACGCCCGUCUGGAGGCCCUGAAGGAACUGGCCAAGCUGUCGGCCGACCCCACCUUCGCCACCGAGUUCAUCAACAUGGAAGGCAUCGGAACUCUAGCCCGGCUGGUGGAGAGCGGCACACAUUUCGGUGAGAUGCUGGCCUUCACUCUGACUGCGUUCCUGGAGCUGAUGGACCACGGCAUUGUGUCCUGGGACCUGAUCUCCCUGUCCUUCAUUAAACAGAUUGCAGGUUAUGUGAACCAACCGAUGGUGGAUGUCUCCAUUCUCCAGCGUUCACUGGCCAUCCUGGAGAGCAUGGUAUUAAACAGUCACAGCCUGUACCAGCGUGUGGCCCAGGAGAUCACCGUGGGACAGCUCAUCGGACACCUGCAAGUGUCCAAUCAAGAGAUUCAGACCUAUGCCAUCGCACUCAUUAAUGCACUGUUCCUCAAGGCUCCUGAGGACAGACGUCAGGAGGAGCAUACUAACCCACUGGACCAGUGCCUCACUGAGAUGGCCAGCACGUUGGCCCAGAAACACUUGCGUUCUAUCAUCCUAAAUCACAUCAUCCGUGGGAAUCGACCAAUCAAAGCUGAGAUGGCACACCAGCUUUACGUGUUGCAGGUGUUGACCUUUAACCUUUUAGAGGAACGUAUGAUGACGAAAAUGGACCCUACUGAUCAGGCUCAGCGGGACAUCAUUUUUGAACUGCGGAGGAUUGCGUUUGACGGUGAUAAUGACCCCAGUGGCACUGAGAAAAGGAAGGCCAUGUACACUAAGGAUUACAAGAUGCUGGGCUUUACUAACCAUGUCAAUCCAGCCCUGGACUUUACACAGACUCCUCCAGGGAUGUUAGCCCUGGACAACAUGCUGUACCUGGCCAAGCUCCACCAGGACACCUACAUCAGGAUUGUUCUAGAGAACAGCAGUCGCGAGGACAAACAUGAGUGUCCUUUUGGCCGCUGUGCCAUCGAGUUGACGCGCAUGCUGUGUGAGAUACUGCAGGUGGGAGAACUGCCAAAUGAGGGCUGUAAUGACUACCACCCCAUGUUCUUCACACACGACCGCGCCUGGGAGGAGUUUUUCUGUGUCUGUAUCCAGCUCCUCAACAAGACCUGGAAAGAGAUGAGAGCCACUGCAGAGGACUUCAACAAGGUAAUGCAGGUGGUGCGGGAGCAGAUCUGUAGGGCUCUAGCUAUGAAGCCUUCUUCUCUGGAGCAGUUUAAGAGUAAACUGCGCAAUCUGAGUUAUUCUGAGAUUUUGCGUCUCAGACAAUCUGAGAGAAUGAGCCAGGACGACUUCCAGUCUCCUCCAAUCAUUGAACUGCGAGAAAGGAUUCAGCCUGAGAUUCUGGAGCUGAUUAAACAGCAGAGACUGAACCGAUUGUGUGAAGGGAGCUGCUUUCGUAAGCUGGGUAACCGACGGCGACAAGAAAAGUUCUGGUUCUGUCGUCUCUCCCUAAACCAUAAGGUUCUGCAUUAUGGGGACCUGGACGAAACACCACAGGGCGAGGUGCCUUUUGAACUGCUCACAGACAAGAUCCCAGUGUCUGAUAUUAAGUCUGUGGUGACAGGGAAGGACUGUCCACACAUGAAAGAGAAAAGUGCUCUCAAACAGAACAAGGAGGUUCUGGAGCUGGCCUUCUCUAUCCUUUAUGAUCCAGAUGAGGCCCUAAACUUUGUGGCUCCAAACAAAUAUGAGUACUGUAUCUGGACAGAUGGACUGUGUGCCCUGCUGGGGAGAGAGAUGGGAAGUGACCUCACACGCAGCGACCUUGACACUCUCAUUAGCAUGGAGAUGAAGCUCCGCCUUCUUGACCUGGAGAAUAUCACUAUCCCAGAAGCCCCACCCCCAGUGCCAAAGGAGCCCAGCACUUAUAAUUUCACCUACAAUUAUGGCUGA